Messenger RNA from Aspergillus novofumigatus IBT 16806, 653 nucleotides. RefSeq names its product putative NADH-ubiquinone oxidoreductase B14 subunit. Lineage: Eukaryota; Fungi; Ascomycota; Eurotiomycetes; Eurotiales; Aspergillaceae. The record is from RefSeq and is a predicted model, not a curated record. Gene Ontology annotation, biological process: response to oxidative stress. The coding region runs from base 102 to 473 and encodes 123 amino acids. The transcript is spliced from 4 exons.
CGUCACGCUAACUUGAGCCCGGAAAGGAACGUCGACUUUCAGCGCACCUGUCCCUCCUCCAGCUUGCUGCGUCUUGGCCCGGAUCACCGACCACUUCCAAGAUGACCAUCAAUCCCACUUACCUCGCGCAGCGCACGCGCUCCUCCGUCAAUUGGGCCGAUGCAAAGUCUCGCGUUAUCCAGUCCUACAGAGCAUGGCUCAGAGCGUCCCCCGAGAUUCAGACCAUGUACUCCUUGAACCUCCCCGUAUCCGCAAUCCGGACGAAGAUUCGCCAAGAGUUUGAGAAGCACCGCUACGUCCAGCAGCUGGGCGUUGUUGAUGUUCUGUUGUUCCAGAGCCAUGCAGAGUACCAGGAAACGCUCAACUACUGGAAGCAGCUUUCGCAUGUGAUGAAAUACUUCCGGCCGGAAGAGGAGCCCGGUGCUAGAUUACCUCCUAACUUCAUCUCUGGCUUCUUGGAAGGCCGCAAUUGAAUUUUCCUUUCGAGUUUUCUCACUUGCCAUGAGUUUCUUCCGCCUUCGGGGAUUGGGUCAUUGCGUUGCGUCCCAGAUAGAGAGCGGUCAUGUAAAUAUUGUCAGACUAGCAAAUCGCACCUUUUUGUUUCAUUCUGCCUUUCCAGUACUUGAAAAGAUCAUAGAAGGCAAUGGACAUCU